This is a messenger RNA of Exophiala bonariae, 1143 nucleotides long. RefSeq lists its product as uncharacterized. Gene Ontology annotation, biological process: snoRNA localization; maturation of LSU-rRNA from tricistronic rRNA transcript (SSU-rRNA, 5.8S rRNA, LSU-rRNA); box C/D snoRNP assembly. Bases 1 to 1143 code for a protein of 380 amino acids. Gene Ontology annotation, cellular component: nucleus; pre-snoRNP complex. The record is from RefSeq and is a predicted model, not a curated record. The transcript is spliced from 3 exons. Lineage: Eukaryota; Fungi; Ascomycota; Eurotiomycetes; Chaetothyriales; Herpotrichiellaceae.
AUGCAGGAGACUGGAGGCGACACUCCACUGACUGACCUCUGCGCCAUCUGUCACGCAAACCCCAUCAAAUACACAUGUCCAAGGUGUGGAAUCCAUACCUGUUCUCUCCCUUGCGUUAAACGCCACAAGACCUGGGCUCAAUGUUCAGGCAUUCGAAACCCAGCCGCCUAUCGACCACGAACCGAACUAGCCACCCCAUCUUCCAUCGAUCAGGAUUUCAAUUUUAUCUCUUCUGUCGAGAGAUCCCUGUCCAGAGCAGAUGACCUGAUCCUAGACAAAGGCAUUGAUUUGGCCCCAAGUGGUCUCAAAACUCGUCCCAAUGAUGCCAAAUCAAAUUUUGAGACAGAGGUGGAAAGGAGGAGAAUAUAUAUCAUCAAGGCUCCUCUAGGCCUUUCACGCAGCAAACAAAACACAUCCCACUGGGCCAGACAGCACAAAUGUAUCACCUGGACCACUGAAUGGGUGCACCCUGAUGGUGAAAAAAGAUUGCAGAAUUUCGCCGGCUCUAUGAGUCUUGCUGAAGCAUUCCUGAAUAGGUGGGGGCGGAAAUCCAUAACCCUCAAGAAGCGGAAACGCAACAGCUCUGAAACAGCUCCCGCUCCGAACAUCAGUUCUGAUACUCCAGCCAAGCCGAGUGAUUUGACUGGGGAACCCCAGCCUAUAUCGCCCAAAGCAGCAAAAAUUGAAGCAAGCCAUCCUGACGAUGCAGGAGAGACCCAGAUUGCACAUCCGCAAGAUGGUCCCUCAAACGCUUCGCCUGACAAAGUAGAACCAACUCGGGCACCAGCACUCGAUGCCGCUAAGCUUGUGGAAGAUCUGCAUUUUUAUCUUCUUCGACCGAACACCCUUUCAGGCAUAAAGUGCUUGAUUCCCCUAUCAUCACUCUCGGCGAUACAUGACGUACUUGAAGACAGGACUAUCCUAGAGUUUCCCACCUUUUAUGUGAAAGAGGAAAGCCCGGAGCAAUUGUCCGAGCCUUACAUGACGGAGGAAAAAUACAAUGAGGCAUAUGGGUCAGAUAUUCCACUCGAGCUUCAGACAUUUGCACCCAAGGACUCAUCAGCACCAGAAGAGGCAAAGCCGUUGACUGCAAUUGAUGAGAGCAAGGUUUUGGAGGUGCUCCAGAAGGAUCUUAUGGGAUGA